AUGUUGCUGGCAUUCAAAUGGCGAGUAUUGGCCAAAGAAUAUACGCCAAAAGAAGGCUCCAAAAAGUCAGAUGUAUUGAAUAAUAUUGGUCAAGCACACAUUUUAAUCAAAGUUGAUAUACAAGAAAAGUAUGCUUACGUUUUUGCUGAUUCAUUUAUACUUUCAUAUAAUUUAUUGACAAAUGAGCUCUACCAGAACAAUGAAACAAAUGUUGUACAUUGUGAUGGAGAUAAUGGAUCAUUUAUCCCUCAUGCAGCUGAUCUAAGCAGUAAAUGGGCUGCUAUGGUUGGCUUCCAUCGAAUCCAGAAUAGUUCUCGCAGUAAAUCAUGUAUUUAUAUCUUUAAACUUCCAUCUUUAAGUUUAAUACAAGCACGUAGUCUCGAUAAGAACUAUGUCUCAAACUCUGAAAACAUUGGCUACAAUCACGAAUCUAUAAUGUCAGCUGCAAUUGAUCCUUCUGGGAUGAUGGUAGCCAUUGGACAAGCACAAUUGGACACAGUAACAAUUGCCUUUAUAAAUGACAGCAACACACCUACAAACAUUUCUGAAAUGUUCCAAAUAGUUGAAGAUGUGAAAUUGAUUGACUUUGGACGUUCAGUAGCUUGA
Molecule: messenger RNA, 606 nt
Organism: Rotaria socialis
Lineage: Eukaryota; Metazoa; Rotifera; Eurotatoria; Philodinida; Philodinidae
Source: the annotation of a GenBank genome assembly